CAAAUGUGAAAACCCCUAAAACAAGCCACCUAACCGCUCCUUCUUCCAUUCAGUGGGUUUCCUACUUUCUCUAAUGGCGCCUUCUCAGAAAUUAACGGAUUACGAACGUCGGAGGCUGGAAAACAUCAAGCGAAAUGAGGAAAUGCUCGCCGCCCUCAAAAUUCAAUCCCGCCUCUCCGAUCUCUCCGCCGCCGCCGCCGCCGCCGCCAAACGUCCCAGAGUGCAGAAUAAGUCUUAUAAAUUGAGUCCAGAGAAGAAACAGAAGUCUGAGGCUCCCAUUGUUCUACGGCGUUCUCUAAGGACACAAGGAAAGCCGCCAGAUGCUUCUGUAGCUGAUGGUCUUAAAGAUGAUUUUGAUGAGUCCAUAAAAAAGAAGAAACCAGGGUUACAGUCCUCACCCAAAAAAUUGCCUACAGAACCUGUGCCUAUUAAUAUGAAAGAUGCAUUUAGUGGUGAGAAUAAUGGCUCCAACCAACAGUUAAUUGAAACAAUCAAGGGUUUGUCAAGAAAAUCCCAAUUAGAUGAGAAUGCUGAUCAAGAACCCAUAUUUUGUGAUCUUAAGAAGAAAAGAAGGCCUUCGGGUUCAGUAGAUAUUGAGUCAUUGAGAUUGGAACCAGAAAAUAUAGCACGGGUUGUGCCUGGAAGAAUACUAAAUGUGAAGUUUUUCCCAACAACAGGAAUGAGAAUGGUUGCUGUAGGAAACAAAUUUGGAAAUAUAGGUUUCUGGAAUGCUGAUGCUAAAGAAGAGGAUGGAGAUGGGAUUUAUUUGUACCAACCUCAUUCAGCUCCAGUAUCAGGGAUAGUGAUUGAAUCAUUUUCAAUGCCAAAGAUGUACACAUGCUGUUAUGAUGGGUUUAUCAGGUUGAUGGACAUUGAAAAGGAGCUAUUUGAUUCCCUAUACUUCAGUGAUCAUUCUAUAUAUGCUUUGUCCCAGAGACCAGAUGAUAUGAAUUCACUGUAUUACGCUGAGGGGAAUGGGAAACUCGGAAUAUGGGAUUUGAGGGCUGGAAAGUCUUCAUCAUCAUGGAGUUUGCAUGAAGAUAGAAUCAACUCGAUAGAUUUUAACUUAGAGGACAAAUAUAUUCUGGCUACAAGUUCAACAGAUGGAACUGGCUGCAUUUGGGAUAUGAGAAAUGCUGGAUCUAAGAAACCAAGGUCUUUGAGAACUGUUCACCAUAAAAGAGCUGUGCAUUCUGCUUACUUUUCAGGAUCUGGAAGAUUUCUUGCUACAACAAGUUAUGAUAACAACAUUGGCUUGUUAAGUGGAGCUAAUUAUGAAGAUGUAAGUAUGAUUCGUCACUACAAUCAAACAGGCAGAUGGAUUUCCUCAUUCAGAGCUAUAUGGGGUUGGGAUGAUUCCUAUAUAUUCAUUGGCAACAUGCAAAGGGGAGUUGAUGUGAUUUCGACAGACAAACAGAGAAUUGUUUCAACAUUACAAAGUGAACAUAUGUCUGCUAUUCAAAGCCGCUUUGAUGCACAUCAGAAUGAGGUCGGGAUGCUUGCAGGUACUACUGCCGGUGGUCAGGUAUAUCUAUGGACAUCGUCUUAAGACCACAUGCACCAUUAUUUGUUAAAAUUUGCGCUAACUGGUGCGCCACUGCUUGUACAACUAAAAACCAUUUUUGUCUUACUAUUGUAUCUUAUUGUAUCAUUAGAUUGGCUGUUUAUUGACUUUCCUCGUGUAAAACUUUAUUUGAGACUUGGUAUUAUAGAUGAAGUAAGGUAUUGUUUCCA
This is a messenger RNA of Ipomoea nil (Japanese morning glory), 1734 nucleotides long. RefSeq names its product WD repeat-containing protein 76. Gene Ontology annotation, biological process: regulation of DNA damage checkpoint. Gene Ontology annotation, molecular function: DNA binding; protein binding. Gene Ontology annotation, cellular component: nucleus. The coding region runs from base 74 to 1549 and encodes 491 amino acids. The record is from RefSeq and is a predicted model, not a curated record. The transcript has 5 exons. Lineage: Eukaryota; Viridiplantae; Streptophyta; Magnoliopsida; Solanales; Convolvulaceae.